Molecule: messenger RNA, 1041 nt
Organism: Closterium sp. NIES-65
Lineage: Eukaryota; Viridiplantae; Streptophyta; Zygnematophyceae; Desmidiales; Closteriaceae
Source: the annotation of a GenBank genome assembly
AUGGACGACCACGACGUGGACGUGGACGUGGACGUGGACGUGGUCGUGGACGUGGACGUGGACGUGGACGUCGUGGACGUGGACGUGGUCGUGGACGUGGACGUGGUCGUGGACGUGGACGUGGACGUAGACGUGGAGGUGGUCGUGGAGGUGGACGUGGACGUGGACGUGGACGUGGACGUCGUGGUCGUGGACGUGGACGUGGAUGUGGACGUGGACGUGGACGUGGUCGUGGACGUGGUCGUGGACGUGGACGUCGUGGACGUGGACGUGGAUGUGGACGUGGACGUGGUCGUGGACGUGGACGUGAACGUGGACUUGGACGUGGACCUGGACGUGGACGUGGACGUGGACGUGGACGUGGUGGACGUGGACGUGGCCGUGGACGUGGACGUGGACGUGGACGUGGUCGUGGACGUGGACGUGGACGUGGACGUGGACGUCGUAGACGUGGACGUCGUGGUCGUGGACGUGGACGUGGACGUGGACGUGGACGUGGUCGUGGACGUGGUGGACGUGGACGUGGCCGUGGACGUGGACGUGGACGUGGUGGACGUGGACGUGGCCGUGGACGUGGACGUGGACGUCGUGGACGUGGUGGUGGUGGACGUGGACGUGGCCGUGGACGUGGACGUGGACUUGGACGUGGACCUGGACAUGGACGUGGACGUGGUCGUGGACGUGGUGGACGUGGAAGUGGUCGUGGACGUGGACGUGGACGUGGACGUGGACGUGGUGGACGUGGACGUGGCCGUGGACGUGGACGUGGACGUAGACGUGGACGUGGUCGUGGACGUGGUCGUGGACGUGGACGUGGAGAUGGAGGUGGACGUGGUCGUGGACGUGGACGUGGUCGUGGACGUGGACGUGGACGUGGACGUGGAGGUGGUUGUGGACGUGGACGUGGUCGUGGACGUGGAGGACUUGGACGUGGACGUGGUCGUCCACGUGGACGUCGACGUGGACGUGGACGUUGUCAACGGGAGUUGGGUAUUGGCCCCGUCCUCGCUUGGGCGGAUCCGACUUCGUGGUCGGGUGUGA